This is a messenger RNA of Caenorhabditis elegans, 369 nucleotides long. RefSeq names its product DUF148 domain-containing protein (gene spig-8). Bases 1 to 321 code for a protein of 106 amino acids. The record is from RefSeq and is marked reviewed. Lineage: Eukaryota; Metazoa; Nematoda; Chromadorea; Rhabditida; Rhabditidae. The transcript is spliced from 2 exons.
AUGUUUUUGAAAUUUUCCCUACUUUUUAUUUUCUGCUGCGUGGCAUUGGCAAGUACUGAUGGCCAAAUUUUCUCUCCUAAAGAUGUUGAGAAUGGAUUAAUUUCUGAAGGAGUCACCGAACCUGGAGCACAUGAAAUUACUGAGUUUUUGUUCAAAGAACGCCCAGACGAUGUAACUGCUGGUGAGCUGAAAAUUGAAUUCCAGAAGUUCUUGGCAAGUUUGAGUGAAGGUGAUAAGGCAGCUGUUCGGCAGAUUAUCAAUAAGGAAUUGGACAAGUUUUUCGAAGGAAAUGAGGAAUCUGUUUCAAUACUUUUGAAUUGAAAUGUUGUCUGGAGUUUCUUGUUCUUUUUUAUCUGGAAUAAAUAAACU